GCCCAGGUGAGCGUCCCGCCGCCCGGCACGGCUCGGCAGCGGAGCGGGCGGCCCCGGCACAGGCGGCGAGGGGCAGCCCGACCCGACGGGGCACCUCGGCUGGGGACCGCUCCCGGCUUCGAUGCGAUGGUGACCCGUCCUCCACGUGUCCCAGCUCCCCCGGGUGCUGAGCACCGUUGAUAAUGUCGUGCUGCACGUGCCUCUUGCUGGUGCUCACUCUGGUCCCGCUGAGCGCCGGCACCUGGCAGUGCCCCCGCAUCCCUUACAGCUCCACCAGGAACUUCUCUGUCCCCUACACGCUGCCCAGCCUGGAUGCUGGCAGCCCUGUGCAGAAUGUUGCCGUCUUCACCGACUCCACUGGCCCAGCUGCCGUCUUUGUGGCUGUGCGCAACCGCAUCCUUGUGGCCAGCCCCGAGCUGCACCUCCUCUCUGUCCUCAUCACCGGCCCGGUGGGCAGCGCCGAGUGUGAGAUCUGCCGCCUGUGCCCGGCUGCCACGGACGGCCCGGAGGACGUGGACAACAUCCUGCUGCUGCUGGACCCGCUGGAGCCAUGGCUGUACAGCUGCGGCACGGCAUUGCACGGGCUGUGCUACCAACACCAGCUGGAGAUGCGGGAUGGCAAGGUGGCCAUCACAGCCACGCACUGCCUGUACUCAGCCAUGGGCAACAGCCCCAUGUUCUGCCCUGACUGCGUGGCCAGCCCCCUGGGGACCAGUGCCACUGUGGUGGCCACCUCCUACGCCUCUUUCUUCUACCUGGGCUCCACCAUCAACAGCAGCGUGGCAGCACAGUACAGCCCGCAGUCGGUGUCUGUCCGCAGGCUGAAGGGCACCUUGGACGGCUUUUCGGGUGACUUCCAAGGGCUGACGGUGCUGCCUCGCUACCAGGACAACUACACCAUCCACUACAUCCACUCCUUUGCCGACGGGGACCACGUCUACUUCCUGACGGUGCAGCCUGAGCGGCCGGGCUCAGCGGCGUACCACACGCGGCUGGCGCGGCUCAGCACCCACGAGCGCGACCUCCGCCACUACCGCGAGCUCGUCCUUGACUGCCGCUACGAGUCCAAGCGGCGGCGGCGGCGGCGCAGUGAGGAGGAUGCCGAGCGGGACAUCGCCUACAACGUGCUGCAGGCAGCCCACGCUGCCCGCCCCAGCGCCCGCCUGGCCCGCGACCUUGGCAUCGACGACACCGACACCGUGCUCUUCGGCGCCUUCGCCGAGAGCCGUCCGGAGAGUCGGGUGCCACGGGAGGCCUCGGCCGUCUGCGCCUUCCCUCUCCACCUCCUCAACCAGGCCAUGGAGGAGGGCAUGGACAGGUGCUGUGGCAUCGGGCACCAGACGCUGCUGCGGGGGCUCAGCUUCUUCCAGCCGGUGGAGUACUGCCCGCACAACGUGAACCUCUCGGCGCCAGUGGCCAACACCAGCUGCUGGGACCAGCCCACCCUCGUCCCUGCCACUUCCCAUAAGGUGGAUCUGUUCAACGGGCAGCUGUCUGGUGUCCUCCUCACCUCCAUCUUCGUCACCACCCUGGGGAAUGUCACUGUGGCUCACCUGGGCACAGCCAAAGGACGCAUCUUCCAGAUGGUGCUCCAGCGCUCCAGCUCCUACCUCCUCACCUUGGCCAACUUCUCCCUGGGAGAGCCGGGGCCAGUGCGGGGUGCCAUGGGACUGCAGAGCCACUCGCUCUUCUUUGCCGCUGGCACCAAGGUGUGGCACCUGAACGUCACCGGCCCGGGCUGCCGCCACUUCUCCACGUGCCAGCGCUGCCUACGUGCCGAGCGCUUCAUGGGCUGCGGCUGGUGCGGGGAUGGCUGCACACGCCGGCACGAGUGCGCCGGCCCCUGGGUCCAGGACAGCUGCCCUCCCGUCCUCACCGACUUCCACCCCCGGAGCGCCCCGCUGCAGGGCCGCACGCGGGUGACUCUCUGCGGCAUGACCUUCCGCUCCCACCCGCACUCCGAAGCCCACCGCAGCCCCCCUGCCUCGUACCGGGUGACGGUGGGACGGCGAGGCUGCACCGUGCUGCCAGAGGAGAGCAGCAGCCACAGGCCCCUGCCCACCUCCCACCGCAAGGACUUUGUGGAUGUGCUGGUGUGCGAGCUGGAGCCAGGGGGCCCGGCAGCAGCGAGGGGCCCGGCUGACGUGGUGCUCACUGUGGAGGAACCCGCCGGACCCUUUGGCUUCCGCGUCCACGGCUCAGCCACCCUCAGCGGCUUCGUUUUCGUGGAGCCCGGCAUCAGCGCCCUGGAACCCCAAUUUGGGCCCCAGGGGGGUGGCACCCUCCUCUCUCUCAAUGGCACCCACCUCUCAGCAGGGAGCAGCUGGCGGGUGAUGGUCAAUGGCUCCGAGUGCCCGCUGGCCGGGCAGCCCAGACAGGGCGACGGGGUAAUUGAGUGCACAGCUCCUGCUGCUGGUGGCCUGGGCACAGCCUGGGUGACUCUGUGGAUCGAUGGCGAGGAGUUCCCAGCCCCCCAGCCCUUCCAAUACUACCCUGACCCCUUCGUUUCGGCUGUCAGCCCUGGCUGCACCUAUGAGGGCUUGAUGCUCACCAUCGUUGGCACCCACCUGGACUCGGUGUCUCACGCCAAGAUCCGCUUUGAAGCCAACAGUGUACAGACUGAAGCCACAAAGUGCGAGCGCCCAGCGGUGCCGGAGCAGCUGCUGUGCCGCAGCCCAGCCUUCCCCUUCGAGACCAAGGUGGAGACGGUGCUGGGCAACCUGAGCGUGCUGCUGGACGGAGCCCCCGGCCGCUGGCGCUUCCACCUCCGCUACUACCCCCAGCCCAAAGUCUUCCACUUUGAGCAGGAGGGCAGGCGCCUGCUCCUCAAGCCUGGCGAAAACGAGAUCGAGGUGCAUCAUGUGGGGCUGGACGCCAUGGCCGCCUGCAUGAACAUCACCAUGAUGGUGGGGGGCCGGGAUUGCCAUCCCACCGUGCUGAAGACGGAGGUGACGUGCCGCCUGCCCCGCGACCUGCGCCUGGCCCCCGCCGGCACCCCCGUGGAGAUCUGCAUGAACAGCGACUGCAGGGCGCUGGGCUGGGUGCUGCCCGCCGCCACCUCGCUGGACGUGGCCGCCAGCCUGGCCCUGGGCACCAGCGUCACCUUCCUGGUCUGCUGCAUCCUGGCCGCCGUUCUGCUCCGCUGGCGCUGGAGGAAGAGGAGGGGGACGGAGAACUUGGAGCUGCUGGCACAGCCCGGCCGCAGCAACCCCCCCCCCACCACCCAGCGCCCUGGCGUCGACUACAGGGAGGUACUGGUGCUGCCCACAGCAGGCAGUCCUGGCCUGCUGGGCCCACGGGGCCGCUUGGCCGGUGUCAGUGCCAGUGCUGGUGCCGGUGCCAGUGUGGCGGGCGGUGGCUCCCCCGUGCCCCUGCUCAGGGCCACAUCGUGCUGCCUGGAGGACCUGCGUCCUGAGCUGCUGGAGGAGGUGAAGGACAUCCUCAUCCCUGAGGAGCGACUCGUCACCCACCGGCACCGGGUCAUCGGCAAAGGGCACUUUGGCAGCGUCUACCAUGGCACCUACACAGACCCUCUGCUGGGGGAGCUCCACUGCGCUGUCAAGUCCCUGCACCGCAUCACGGACCUAGAGGAGGUGGAGGAGUUCCUACGCGAGGGCAUCCUUAUGAAGAGCUUCCACCACCCGCAGGUGCUCUCACUGCUGGGGGUCUGCCUGCCCCGCCAUGGGCUGCCCCUCGUCGUCCUGCCCUACAUGAGCCACGGCGACCUGCGCAACUUCAUCCGUGCCCAGGAGAGGAGCCCCACGGUGAAGGACCUCAUCGGCUUCGGGCUGCAGGUGGCCCUGGGCAUGGAGUACCUGGCGCAGAAGAAGUUUGUGCAUCGUGACCUGGCAGCCAGGAACUGCAUGUUGGAUGAGACACUGACGGUGAAGGUGGCAGACUUUGGGCUGGCACGGGACGUGUUUGGCAAGGAGUACUACAGCGUGCGGCGGCACCGCCACGCCAAGCUGCCCGUCAAGUGGAUGGCCCUGGAGAGCCUCCAGACCCAAAAAUUCACCACCAAGUCAGACGUGUGGUCCUUCGGGGUGCUCAUGUGGGAGCUGCUGACGCGGGGAGCAUCGCCCUACCCCGGGGUGGACCCAUAUGACAUGGCCCGCUACCUGCUGCGGGGGAGACGGCUGCCACAGCCCUGCCACUGCCCCGACAGCCUGUAUGAGGUGCUGCUGAGCUGCUGGGCGCCCACGCCUGAGGAGAGGCCGUCCUUCACGGGGCUGGUGGGAGAGCUGGAGCGUGUCCUGGCCACGCUGGAGGGCGAGCGUUACGUCAACCUGGCUGUCACCUACAUCAACCUGGAGCGUGGGCCCCCCUUCUCCCCUGCCCCCCCGGGGCAGCUGCCCGAUGGUGAGGAUGAGGAUACUGAGGAGGAGGAGGAAGAGGAGGAGGAAGAGGAUAUGGCUGUGUGCUGAUGAAGUGCCCUGCUCUGUGGAGGCUCCUGGACCGCCACACCCCAUAGGCACGCUCUCCCUAGGAGGGUUGCAGCAUGCAGCUGGGUGCUAUGGGCACCUUCCCUAUGGGACUGGUGCCAGGAAGCAGCUGGGUGGUGUGGGGUGCUCUCCCACAGCUCACACCCUGCUGGGUGCUCCCCAGGCUUGCUACCAUGCCACAGGGUGCGGUGGGGCUCAGUUCUGCUCUGGCUGGGUGCUGGGGGGCUCAGCCCCACACCCCUAAGGUUAUCUCUGUGUGCUCUGCACCAGAGCAGAUGGGUGCUGGAGGGCCCCAGGCUCAGCAUCACAGUGGUGAGGCUGUGCUGUGGGGCCCAGGCUCAGCGGAUACAGCCAGGGCUCCAGUGGAGUCUCCAGCCCUUUGGCUACUCAA
Messenger RNA from Colius striatus (speckled mousebird), 4833 nucleotides. It is a transcript of the gene MST1R, whose product is annotated as macrophage stimulating 1 receptor. Bases 183 to 4424 code for a protein of 1413 amino acids. The record is from RefSeq and is a predicted model, not a curated record. Gene Ontology annotation, biological process: regulation of cell shape; regulation of cell migration; semaphorin-plexin signaling pathway involved in axon guidance. Gene Ontology annotation, cellular component: membrane; semaphorin receptor complex. The transcript is spliced from 21 exons. Lineage: Eukaryota; Metazoa; Chordata; Aves; Coliiformes; Coliidae. Gene Ontology annotation, molecular function: transmembrane receptor protein tyrosine kinase activity; semaphorin receptor activity; ATP binding.